AUGAUUAAAUUAGAGGCGCACACCUUUAAUCAUAAAAAUGGUUUGACACCAGCUUAAUUAUCGAAUAAGUCUCCCAUUGAUAUUGUUAGAUCGAAAAAAAUCAUUUUCAAACGAGAGUUGUUAAAUACAGAAUAGAAUUUUCUAGUUUAAACUGAUGAACAUUAAGAAAUUAUUUACAUUAAACCUGAUGUCCCAGAUCUAAUUAUGACCGAUCUUACCAACAUGGCAAUAUAAGAAGACAUCUCAGAAUAUCAAGCCCUGGAGUAUCACAAUAGAGCAGCCAAACUGUUAGAAUUUUAUACGCAGAAUCAGAUUCAAGUGUAAUACACAUCUGUUUUAUUCUCAAAAAUAAAUUAUGCCAUAAUCCUAAAGAAAUAUGCAGCCUAAAAUGAAGCUUUAGAAAUGUUGUUAGAUUGUGUCUAGAUUCUCAAGAUUAAAGGAUAGACUCUUAAAAAAAAUCCACCUGAAAGUUUGAGCUUAGCCAAAACCAUAUAAAAUAAACUAUUGAGAUUGAGACUCAUCUUUUAGAUCACUCUGCUAUUUUCCGAAACCAAAAAAAAUAAACAGGCCUUGGAAAUGGCCAAGAGUGCCUUAAGGAUAUUAAAGAGCAUUAUAUAGAACACCAUUAAAUUGUGUUAACUCACAACUGGAUCAUCAUCAGUCAAUAAAAAACAACGUGCCAAUUCUGAAAUCAGUUCUCCUUUGCAAAAAAACCAAGCAUAAAAUCCCCCUCAACAAUAAUCCUAAAUCCUGUCUUAUCCUUAAAUUGUCGAGGCAGUCUUCAAAGAAAUACUGAUUUCUAUUAAAACUAUGCUGCCAAAUGAUGACAAGUCUCACGAGGUCAUGAGCACUCAAAAUUUAAUGAUUCGUAACUUCUAAAAUAGAAGUCAGUCACUCUUUGCCUCUGAGUAUGUCUUUCAACCGCAAAAUAAUCAACAAAAUAAAUUAUUCACUAUUAUUGAUGAUACACACCCUAUGUUACAAAUGCAAAUUCUAGGGUUGAUGUAAUUAACUUAUGUAGAUUUAGAGGAGUUAUUCCCUAUAAAUAGUUUUGAGAUGGUGAUGGCCGAAGAAGUCAUCCUAGAAUUAAUAAUGUUGACAGGAUUAAGCUUCUAUAGUAUUUCAACAGAACUCAGAUUCAUCAACAAUCAAUAAAACAAAUUAACAGUUGAAAUCUGGCUGGGCAAAGCAGUGGAGAUAUUCUACACAUAUGUGCCACAUUCAAGUGCAAUCUUCAAUUAGAUUUAUCAGGUCUAUCAAAAAUUAUAUGGAGUCGACAAAUAAUCUAUUCCAGAAGAUGAAGAAGUUGAAUAUCACACCAAAUUAUUGAAACCUCAUCCUUAUAACAACAAAUCCACCCUCUCUAACAAAGUUGUCAUCAUUAUCAAGGUCCCCAAUCAUAACAAACAGUCUAAAGAAACAGAAACCAAAUAAUCUCAAAAUACAUAAACAACAUUCCAAAAGAUACAAUAAACCAUAUUAGCUAAGAAGUAAGCAAUGCUUCCUCAAAAACAUAUCUUUACCUAGCCUGAUACAGAUAAAAAAUUCGAUACUUGGCAUGAUGAAACAGAAAAGUCUCCUCAACAAUAGUAGAAACUAUUUAUUUAAAAACAUAAUAAAUCUCUAAACUCUACUGACAUAAGACAGAGAGUGGAAAUCCUAAUGAAUUAAAUACUUAAUCAACAAGCUAAAUUGACAUAAGAAAAACUAAAAUAGAAACAUACUCCUAUAACUAUCUUAAAACAAAAGUACUAGGCUGCAUCUAAAGUUCAGGAAAAUUAAAAGACUUUUAAUCCAUUUAUGACUUCUUAAUUUAAAACCACUAUCUCUGCUAGUAGAUCUCUUUCCAAUUCUAGAAAAGCUAGCUAAGCCAACUUAAAAAGUUAAUCUAACGGUGUCAAAACUGCAUAAAUGAGAUAUCGCACUCAAAUAAGCACUAUUACUGGAGAUGAUUCAUCUAAGUAGCUUGCUUAACAAAUUUCUACACAAUUGGCUAGUCUUAAUCGUUAAUCUAAUAAAGGAUUCCUCCAAAAGAGAAGUGAGUCUGUUAAAAAGACAAAAAUUCCAUUUCAAUAACGUUGAAUUACUUAUUAAAUUAUUUAAAUUUACUCUUUUUU
Molecule: messenger RNA, 2117 nt
Organism: Paramecium tetraurelia
Lineage: Eukaryota; Ciliophora; Oligohymenophorea; Peniculida; Parameciidae
Exons: 7
Source: RefSeq, a predicted model, not a curated record